AUGCAGACUCCCCUGGAAGAUUCCAACAUGGACCUUGGGCAGAUGCUCUCGGUCAGGCACUCAGUGCCUACGCUAACGGGAGAAACCAACUUUCACCCGUGGGAAGCAGCCCUCAAAUCAGCUCUUGAUGAUAUCAACCCGGAAUUAUGGCGAGUCAUUACAGGCGAGCGUAUGCCAACCAUCUCGGCCCCAAUUUGGUGCAGCCCAGAAAAUCUAAUUACUUUCGUCGAACCACUAUUGCAUGUUGCCUGUCACGGGUAUUUCAUUAUCUUGGCCUGCGAGUAUCCGAGCAUCCUAGCAUAG
Molecule: messenger RNA, 303 nt
Organism: Penicillium cosmopolitanum
Lineage: Eukaryota; Fungi; Ascomycota; Eurotiomycetes; Eurotiales; Aspergillaceae
Exons: 2
Coding region: 1-303 (100 amino acids)
Source: RefSeq, a predicted model, not a curated record